Messenger RNA from Fraxinus pennsylvanica, 1050 nucleotides. The record is from the annotation of a GenBank genome assembly. Lineage: Eukaryota; Viridiplantae; Streptophyta; Magnoliopsida; Lamiales; Oleaceae.
AUGCCUAGAUUUAUUAUGAUUGUCAGCAUGGAAAGGUACAAUCCCUGGAGCAUAAUGUACAUCACAAUGUGUGCGAUCCUCUUAAUAUACCAUUCAAUUGUUACUGCAGUUCCCUCACUAAAGCAGAAACUGAAUGUAAUAUGGUUUUACUCAGUUGCAAAAAAACUCGGACUACUGGCACUUCAACAAGUUUCGGCUAGUGUGCAUGUCAGUUGGAUUUGGAGGAAGCUUGAACAUUAUCCUGUUCUCGGGAAGAAUGAAAUUUGUGGUCCGGCUGAGGUUCUUGUUAAAAACUACAUAUUAGCAGAUCCUUUUGUUCCAUACACUUCUGUCCUUGGUGGCGUGUUGACCUGCAAAUUGGUCUAUGAUUUGACUCAGCUCAUCAGCGCCGUUUACUUCAGGGGUUAUAAUGGCCUCACAAAGAUUCAAAGGACUGAAUGGAACAACCGUGGUAUCUCCACCCUCCAUGCCAUUUUUAUUUCAAUUACGUCCUUGUACUUUGUCUUUUGGUCCGAUCUUUUCUCUGAUCACCAUUCUGCUGAGCUUAUUACAUUCCGAAAUUCACCUCUCUCAACAUUUGCACUGGGGGUAUCUGUUGGGUACUUCAUUUCAGAUCUUGGGAUGAUUUGUUGGUUGUACCCUUCCUUGGGUGGAGUGGAAUAUAUUGUCCAUCACUCUCUUUCAGCAAUUGCAGUAUCAUACUCCAUGCUCACUGGGGAGGGGCAGCUUUACACCUUCAUGGUCCUAAUAUCCGAGGUGACAACCCCAGAGAUCAACAUGAGAUGGUAUCUCGAUAUUGUGGGGUUGAAGAGAUCCAAUGCAUAUUUGAUCAAUGGCAUUGUGAUAUUUUUUGCUUGGUUGGUGGCGAGAAUUCUUUUGUUUGUUUACAUGUUUUACCAUGUCUAUCUACACCAUGAUCAGGUCAUGCAGAUGCACACGUGCGGAUUUAUUUUGGUAUACGGUGUACCCUCAGCACUUGCUACCAUGAACUUGAUGUGGUUUGGAAAGAUUCUCAAGGGAUUGAAAAAGACCUUAGCAAAGAAGCAGUGA